AUGACUUCAACAGAAGCACGACUAAUUCAAUGGAAAAAGUUGUAUCAGCUCAUAUCAGGGACAUUCUACAAUGAAAAUCAAGAUGUUAUCAAAAAGAAGCUUCUUGAAUUGUCCAAAGAGAUUGAAAUGGGAUUGUAUGCUUUCAAAAAACCAACUUCAGAUUCAAAUGGGAGAGUUGAAAAAUUAUUGAAAGACAAACAUCAACAAAAGUUAAUUCCAUUCACGAAAAAACUGUAUCAAUUUCUCGAUCUUGAUGUUAAUCAAUCUUAUGAAAUUCUCUGCUAUUAUCUGGUGAAUGAAUAUCGAGGGUCAGCAAGUUCAUUGCAGAAUUUUGUUUCCAGCGAGUCUUUAAUGAUAAAACUUCUCAGCGACAUUUGGUUCUAUUAUGGCCUCGAGAGGAUGGUUCUUCUUAAAGUGACAAAAUGUAUCGUUGAGUUUCACGAUUCCAACGAUCAUCCAUAUCGCGAUGCUUUCAAAGCUGUUAUUGAGAAAAUUGGAUUCAAAGAUUUGCUCGUUUCUCACAUCAAUCAACUUGAAGCGCUCAUCAACGACAUUCAACAUGUAAAAUUCCUCGUUGGAGAUUAUUUCAAUAGUCCUCAGAAACUUCAAUCAUGGUCUGAGCGAAAGCAUCGCGAAAUGAUUGAAGUGCUUCAAAUUAUUGGCUUGUGUUGUCAUUUCGAAAAAAUUCAACCAGAAAAUGUUGAACGACUUGUGAAUUUAUUCCGAAAUCAUUCGUUUGGAAAACAAAAUCAAUUUCUAAAUCCUGCAAAUUCUUUACAUUCUGAUCUCAUACAGAAAGUGACGUUUAAUGAAGUGUCGUGUUUGAUGAUCAUUUUAUCAACGACAAAUGUUGAAAGUUUAACAUGGAUGGAGGAAAUAAUUAACAAACUUGAUGAAACAAUCAUUGGAAUGCAUAAUUAUCCUGAACAUGGACCGAUUCUCAUCUCAUGGAUGCUCUUUAAAUUUGCAUCGAAAAGCAAUGAAACAACGACGGAUCAUUUUGCAGUUUAUGGAAAGUUAGGAUCACGAGCUGUUCAAUUGGGAGUCUUUGAAUUUCUUUACAACAUGCUACAGCACAAAAUGUUCAAUGACAAAAGUUUAUUAGCUAAAAACAUCGUUCGAUGUUUGUACGAUAAUUUAUCAUUUCUCUGUGAACUCUUCAACACAGACGGAUCAAUUUCUCACCAUCCAAAACUGUUUGAACUUUUCAGUGAGAUUUUAAAGUCGCCAGAAAUUGCGAAAGAAUUUUGUAAGACUGAAGAGAAUCCAAUAAGAAGCAUUUUCAACUCAGCUUUAGAGAAAUUUCCAGUUGAGUUGACGCCAUUUUCAUUAAUCGUGACGUCGUUAGCUGGUGCAAGUAACAUGAGUCAUAAAUGGAUUCUUAAUUACGUUCAAAAUCUUCCAGUUUACACAGAACAGCCGAUCGAUCCACUUUAUGAAUUGAGGAGAGCAGUUGAUGACGAAGAUGAAGACGCUUACAUUUUACUCAAUGAUUAUCAACCAUUCAAAAAAAUCAACGAGUUUGUCAUCGAAACAGGAACGAAAGCGAUUGUCAGAGAACAAAAGAAUCGAAUGUUUGUUCAUUUCUUUGUCAACACAAACUAUUUUCAUGUUUUACACAACGAAAUUAAUGACAUCAUGUACAGCUUUCAAAACUUCUCAGCAAUCCACGAGUCACAAAUAAAAAGAUUGGAAGUUGUGCUUAAGUUUCUGUCCACAAUCAUCAAGAGAAUUGACGGACCUGACGACAUUACAAACGAAAUGAUUCAUCCAACUGAAAUGGUUUUUGAUCUUCUUGUGAAAUUUAUGACAUUUCAAUCACCACCAAUCGAUCUCAUGGCUAUUUGCAUUGAUGUAUGCACGGAACUUUUAAGUUAUUUCGGUGAUGAAAUCACAAGACGAUUCAUCAAUCUGAAAAUUGCGCCAUCGAUCACUUCCCAAAAUCUUGAUUACAAAUCUUAUGCAAAUGGAACUGGAUUUGAAUCGGGAUUGGUGGGAAACUAUUUAAUUAACUUUGAGAGACAUUCGGGUCGUUACAGUUUCUUGAAAGCUUAUCUAAUGAUUGAUCCAUCACUUGUUGAACUUCCAGGUCUUAUCUUCUUGUUGAGGGAGAUUUUUGUUCAUGCUAAUGGCUGGCAUUACGAAAACGAGCAAGAUAGGAUGGACAUCUUUAUUCUUGUUCUCGAACAUGUUCAUGAUAUUCUCACACUCCCCAAAGACAUCAUUAAAAGCAAUCAGAAGAAACAAUUGCUUCGAGAUAUUUGUGUUUACAGUCUUUUAAACCUCGAGAUGUCGGUCGCAUUACUCAAACAUGUCGCAGUUGGAAAUCCAAUUCUUCUCUCGAAUUUCAUUGAAAAUGAGUCAAAUUGGUUCGCCGCAACUGACUCGAAUUUGAAUCUUCUCGUGUUGAAUGCCAUGAAAAUUCUCAUGCAGAUACUGAAACUUAAAUACUCGAUUGAUGAUGAGAAUGUCGUUCGAUUGUCACCACUUGAACAAUUUAUUUACACACAACCGAAGCAACUUGAUACAUUGAAAGUUAUUCCGAUUGUCACAAGUUACACGUCUUAUCCAUUUAAUCGAAGAUUUUCCGUUUUUUCAUGUCGAUUGUUAAGAAGAUUUGCUAUUGAAUUUCAUAGCUCGUUGUCAGCUUGCUUAGAUCUCGAACCUGAUCAAAUUCGCAUGAUGUUUCUUCAACGACUUCGUGAUAAUCUUGAAAGUGAUGAUUUGAAGAUUGCUGUGCUAGAUUUGGUGAAUGCUUGUAUUGAUCGACAACCUGGAUUAACCGAAGCAUUCUUUAAAGUGACAUACGAGCAAGAUAAUCGCAACAAAUUCUUCAUCAAACGAACGAAAGAGUCGGAAAAUAUGUGCGAUGGGAUUGUAACAUACAUGGAAGAAUAUUUAGAUGCAAUCAAACGAGAUCCAACAAAGACGACGGAUGAACAACUGAAGAGAAUUAUGAGUUUGUUUCAUGGCCUUUGGAAACAAGGUUUGCAAUCUUUAGUGAAAGAAUUGGUGAAGAAAGAAAACUUCUGGUCGUCACUUUGCAGUCCAUUGCUAACAAAUCCAAUUGAAAGCUUUCAAUAUGCUCAACUCUUCAACAUUAUCGGCAUUGAAUUGUUCAGAAUUCGUGACACAAGCGAUGAAGAUGAAAAGUUUAAGAAAGUUUUGAAUGAAUUUUUAUCACGCGAUGUCUUUAAGCGAUGGCUUGAUGUGUUGUUUGACUUGCCAUCGAUGGAUUACGAUGACGUUUCAAUAGUGAUGAGUGACACUCCUGAAUGGCUUUCACGACUUCAAUCAUUUAAAGAUUUCAUCGUUCUGCUACUUCACAAGAAAUCUUUCGUUAAGAUUCCCAAUGAAAGUUACAAACUACUGCUCGACAUGUGUCUAGAUGCUUUGGUUGAUGCAUCGGAAAGAGUUGAAAGUGAUUUAGAUUCACGACAAUUUGUUGUGCUUUCUGAAAUGUUUUUGAUUCUUCUCAACGAUCAGAAAGUGAAAUACACGAAAACAAGUGAAGAAGACGCGAAAUUAUUGCAGAAAGUCGAAAUGCUGAUGAAAACGUUAACGAAAUGUUAUCAUGAAUUACAUAAACGUGGAAAGCAUUCAAUUCUUGCGAUAGCUAUUAAAAUAAUUGAUCUUGAAUCGGAUGAGAUUAAAACGAAUGGAAAUUUAAUUGCUUUAAGUUUCGUGCGGUAUAAUGUUGAGAUUCUUUGUCACGAAUUCUUUUUAAUUGAAAAUCGAACGAACAUGACUGAAAGUGAAGAUGUUGAAAGGACAAAUUCGUUAAUUUUGUCAAUCAACUUGUUGAAGAAGCUUCUGAUGUUGCAAGAGAAUGGAGAAAUUUCCGGUGAUUGGAGUCAGUGGUUUAAUCAUCAUAAAAUCUUUAAUCGCUUCUUAAGUGCAUUGAAUGUCAUUUGUCAAGAUUACAGUCAACGUCUCAUCACUGCCGAAAUCUUUGAUUUACUCGUCACUUUUGCAAAAGGAUCUCCUUACAGUAAAGAGUUGAUAAAUUCCGAUCUUGGCGAUUAUCUGUGGAUGAAACUUAUUCCACCAAAAGAAUUAAUCGAAAGAAACUUUGAUGCAGUUGAAGUAAAAGACAAAACAUGCGAAUGGACCCCACAAGAAUGGUGGAUCAUUUAUGGAAAAGGAAUUCAACUUGUGAAGCUUCUUGUUGAACAACAUUCACAUUUAUUCAUUAAAGAUGCUUUGUUCUUCAUUGGAAUCCACGAGGAAUAUCUCACCGACUGCAUUGUGUUGGCGAAAAUUUCUCUCGAGCCAAACGCCAUCAAAUUGAUUCGAGUAACGUUGGAACUUUUAUCGGAAGUUGUAGGAUUUGAAAAUGCUUGGAGAAUUGAUUAUUAUCAAAGCAUCAUGACUUUAAUGAAAUGUGUUCAAAGUUUAAUGGAAAAUUCAGUUUCGCUACUUCACAGACCAAAAAUUCUCAAACGUUUAACAGAAACAUCAAAGAAACAAUUCGAAGAAUAUUCUGACACACUUUUGACAGAUCCCAAUGAUGAGUUGGUGAAUUCAAUGAAUGAGUUAAUAGAAAUCAUCACUUUAUGUGCCAAAUGUUUACUUCAAUUCAGUCCAAAGCUAAUUAAUCUUCUUUGUGAUGUUGAAUUUGUCAAUAAAUGGACGCCGUUCAUUGAAGUUCAAUUUGGGGCACCGAAAAUCAAUUCAGAAUCAAUUCAACAACUUUCAUUUGCAACAAUUUUAAGUGCGAUUGGAGUUUUCGUGAAAGCUUUAAAUCUUCAACAUUUUGUGUUCAAACAAAUUCCAAUUAAUCAAAUUCCAAAUGAACAGGAAGUUGAUGGAUCGGAAACAGUCUCAAUGGCGACAUUCAAUGAAUCGAUGCAUCAACGUGCACUAGGUUUGCCUCCAUCAUCGCCAAUCUCAUCGCCUUUAAGCCCACGACGUCCAUUCUCGAAGUCACUUUCAAUGACUUCAGCUUCAUCGUCAAUCGUUCAAGCAUCGAAUGAACUUUUAUCUCAUCUCGAUUCAAAGAUUUGCUUCGCAGCUUUGGAAUAUGUUUUAACACUUUUGGCAUCACAAAGUUUAUUGUUGUUGAAGAGUCAAAGUGUGUCGAGUCGUGAAAAGCAAUUAAUUCGUCGUGAAUUAUCAAAUGAACUUUACAUCUUUCAUGAUUUCGUGAAGAAGAAGAUUUUCAAGGAUUUCAAUAAAAUGCUGCAUCGACAGAAAUUGGGAGCAUUUCAAGUCAUAAAUAAAGUUGAUGACGAUGAUGAUCAAGACCAGCCCGGACCGUCACGAUUGUCAACUUCACAACGAAGAAGUCAUGAUUUGCGUGUAAAUGUCGUGAGAAAACUUCAUCUUCAACAAAAGGCUUCUCUUGACAUUCCAACAAGUUUUUCACCAAUUUUGCAUGCUGGCACGUCGAAACAUGUGCCCAUUGACAGCCCCCCGUUAAGAUCAGCAGGAAAUCCAACCACAAGCACAACAAUGAAACGCGUUGGUUUCGAUUUAAGCUCAACAGGAAGUAAAGUAAUGAUGGAAGAAGAUGAUGAGCCCUAUGUUGUUAAUCGUGCUGAUCCAUCGUUCACUGGGCUUUCUCAUGUUAAGAUGGUGGAAGAAGAUUACAUUCAUCUCUUAUCUAACUUGUUUAUGUUCAUUUGUCAAGCUGAAAAUUAA
Messenger RNA from Clunio marinus, 5643 nucleotides. NCBI's taxonomy places the organism in Eukaryota, Metazoa, Arthropoda, Insecta, Diptera, Chironomidae. The record is from the annotation of a GenBank genome assembly.